Molecule: messenger RNA, 1646 nt
Organism: Ochotona princeps (American pika)
Lineage: Eukaryota; Metazoa; Chordata; Mammalia; Lagomorpha; Ochotonidae
Gene: ZRSR2
Product: zinc finger CCCH-type, RNA binding motif and serine/arginine rich 2
Exons: 11
Coding region: 153-1631 (492 amino acids)
Biological process (GO): mRNA splicing, via spliceosome
Cellular component (GO): U2AF complex; spliceosomal complex
Molecular function (GO): metal ion binding; pre-mRNA 3'-splice site binding
Source: RefSeq, a predicted model, not a curated record
AGGUACGCCUUUCCGGUCCGAUUUUAGGGGGCGGGACAGCAACGGUAAAAUGGCGGCGCCGGACAGUACGGUGUCUCCGGAGAAACCCAGGUAAGCUGUUUUGAAGGAGGAAAGUUCCCAAGAAAAGGGGACGGGGCGCACUGAUCUUGGGGAUGGAGGAUAUCCAUACGGAAAUGGAAGGAGCUGGGUCGCGCAACCACAAAAAGUACAGAGCAGGUCUGAAGAAGGAGAAACGAAAGAAACGUCGGCAGGAACUGGCGCGACUGAGAGACUCAGGAGUCUCCCAGGAUGAGGAGGAUGCUCUGACUGAAGAACAACAACUAGAAGAAGAGAAGCUGCUGGAGAGAGAGAGGCAAAAAUUACAUGAGGAGUGGUUGCUGAGGGAGCAGAAGGCACAAGAAGAAUUCAGAAUAAAGAAGGAAAGGGAAGAGGCAACUAGAAAACGACAGGAAGAACAAGAGAGAAAGCUAAAGGAAGAAUGGGAAGAACAGCAGAGAAAAGAGAGGGAGGAGGAGGAACAGAAACGCCAGGAGAAGAAGGAGAGAGAGGAAGCUGUGAAGAAGAUGCUGGAUCAGGCUGAAAAUGAGCUGGAAAAUGGCACUACAUGGCAAAACCCGGAACCGCCGGCAGAUCUGAGAGUCAUGGAGAAAGAUCGAGCUAACUGUCCAUUCUACAAUAAAACAGGAGCUUGCAGAUUUGGAGAUAGGUGUUCACGUAAGCAUAAUUUCCCAACAUCUAGCCCCACCCUUCUGAUCAAAAGCAUGUUUACAACAUUUGGAAUGGAGCAGUGCAGACGGGAUGACUAUGACCCCGAUGCAAGCCUCGAGUACAGCGAGGAAGAAACCUACCAGCAGUUCCUCGACUUCUAUGAUGAUGUGCUCCCUGAAUUCAAGAAUGUGGGCAGAGUGGUUCAGUUCAAGGUCAGCUGCAACUUGGAACCUCAUCUGAGGGGCAAUGUAUAUGUUCAAUACCAGUCGGAAGAGGAAUGUCAAACAGCCCUUUCUUUGUUCAAUGGACGAUGGUAUGCAGGCCGACAGCUUCAGUGUGAAUUUUGCCCUGUGACACGGUGGAAGAUGGCGAUUUGUGGCUUGUUUGAAAUACAGCAAUGUCCAAGAGGGAGACACUGCAACUUCCUCCACGUGUUCCGAAAUCCCAACAAUGAAUUUUGGGAGGCUAAUAGAGACCUCUACCUGUCUCCAGAUCGGACUGGCUCCUCGUUCGGGAAGAAUUUUGAGAGAAGGGACAGGGUGGGUCAUCAUGACGAAUACUACAGCAGGCCUAGGAGGAGGAGAAGCCCUAGUGCAGACCACUCCUACAAAAGAAAUGGGGAAUCUGAGAGGAAAAGGAGGAAUAGUCACAGGGGGAAGAAAUCCCAUAAACACACGACAAAGAGUCGGGAGAGGCACAGUUCAAAAAGUAGAGGAAGAAAACGGGCCCGAAGUAGGGGCCGGGGCAGCCGGAGCCAGAGCCAGAGCCGCAGGAGCCACCGCAGCCGCAGCCGCAGCCGCAGCCGCAGCCAAAGCAGGAGCCGCAGCCCAAGCAGGAGCCGCAGCCUGUCUGUCUCCAGGAGUCACGGUGGGCGGACAUCCCGGAGUAGAGACAUAGCUGUUCAGAGUCCCAAAUCCAAAUAAACUUGUGUUUUUACU